This is a messenger RNA of Nycticebus coucang (slow loris), 2414 nucleotides long. It is a transcript of the gene ADIPOQ, whose product is annotated as adiponectin, C1Q and collagen domain containing. NCBI's taxonomy places the organism in Eukaryota, Metazoa, Chordata, Mammalia, Primates, Lorisidae. The transcript is spliced from 4 exons. Bases 167 to 901 code for a protein of 244 amino acids. The record is from RefSeq and is a predicted model, not a curated record. Gene Ontology annotation, molecular function: protein binding.
AAGCUGUUGAGGCUGAACCAUCUCCUCCUCACAUCCAUUCUGACUGCAGCCUGUGGUUCUGAUUCCACACUGGAGGGUGGCUGCAGGGACAAACUUUCUACAGACUCCUUGUCAAGCCAGAGGACCAGUGGCUCCAGACACUUGGCUGAAGCCAGGAGGGCUCAGGAUGUGGUUGCUGCAAGCUGUUCUGUUUCUGUUAGCUCUGCCCAGUCACGGCCAGGAUACUUCAACUGAGGGGCCAGGAGUCCUGCUUCCCCUACCCAAGGGUGCCUGCACGGGUUGGAUGGCAGGCAUUCCAGGACAUCCUGGCCACAAUGGGACCCCAGGCCGCGAUGGCAGAGAUGGUACCCCUGGUGAAAAGGGUGAGAAAGGAGAUCCAGGUCUUGUUGGUCCUAAGGGUGAUACUGGUGAAACUGGAGUGACUGGGGCUGAAGGUCCCCGAGGCUUUCCAGGAACCCCAGGCAGGAAAGGAGAACCUGGAGAAGGUGCCUAUGUAUAUCGCUCAGCGUUCAGUGUGGGACUGGAGAAUCGGGUCACUGUCCCCAGUGUUCCCAUUCGCUUUACCAAGAUCUUCUACAAUCAGCAAAACCACUAUGAUGGCAGCACUGGGAAAUUCCACUGCAACAUUCCUGGGUUGUACUACUUCUCCUACCAUAUCACAGUCUACACAAAGGACGUGAAGGUUAGCCUCUUCAAGAAGGACAAGGCUGUGCUCUUCACCUAUGACCAGUACCAGGACAAGAACGUGGACCAGGCCUCUGGCUCUGUGCUUCUGCAUCUGGAGGUGGGCGACCAAGUCUGGCUCCAGGUGUAUGGGGAUGGAGAGCACAAUGGACUCUAUGCCGAUAAUGUCAAUGACUCCACUUUCACAGGCUUCCUUCUCUACCAUGACACCAACUGAUCACUGCCAACUCAGAGCCUCCACCAGGCUGCCCCCAAAUCAAUCAAACAACAGUCAGCAGGCUUUCAGUGUAGUUAGGAGACUGAUUAUUAUUUAGUUGGGGGGUUCAGAACAUUAUUCAUUUGUUUACUCAUUCAUUCAUUCAUUAACAUUUUAUUAAAAAAAUUAUAUGUUCCCAGUCCUGAAGAAUACCUAUUUCCUGGCCUCAAGGAUUUCUUAAGUAGUGGCAAGAAAAGGAUAAUAAUAUUUAUUAGGGAGCUUCACGUACAUGACAAGAUACCAACUACAAAGAUGUGUUUCACAAUGCCAUGUGGUGCCUGCCUUUCUUCUGAUGUUUAUCCCAAUCCUGUAAGGUACACAGGAAGGAUAUUAUUUUCCUUUUUUUACAGCUGGGGUCCUGAGGCUUGGAGAGUUAAAUGAAUGUCCAAAGUAACACGGGUAUUAUGUGGCAGAGCUAGAAAUCAAAUCAAGAGCUGUGGACUUUUUUCACUAGACUGUGCCCUUUUUAGAAGUACAUGGCCUCUUUGGAUGCUUGGUGCAGGUCUUGCACUUGAGGACAUCUGAAUUUGCCUUCAUCACACGUUAAGACUCCCUCUCCUGCAACAGAGCGUUCUCAAAGAAGGUGAUUCUGUGACUGUCCCAUCCCAGCAGUGGCCCCUACACCACUCUUCUUCCUUUUCUCUAGACUUUUCUCAUGCUUUUCCCUCCAGCUGCAAAAGCCACCUCCAUCCCCCUACACUGAACUCCUCCCUGUUUCUAAAGGCCACCUGGCCAGGAGGUUUUCUGAUGUGAUAGCUCUCAUUUUACCAUGGAUGAGAGUCCUGGGUAUGAAAGACAUCCUCUCACCAGGUUGGGCACUAUUCCCCGGAAAGGUCUGUGCUUUCCUCACAUUGAAUUUCUUGGAGAUCCUUAAUAAAUGACUCUUGAAAACUAAUCUCUUGAAUCCCAUAUCUCCCAGAGUUAACUUCAUUUAAGUCUCUCCACAUAACCAAUCCUUAUCCACAGAGACAUUUUCAUUUUAGAAGCUCCCUGGUUUUAAGCACCUAAUCUUUAUUCAACUGGAUAGUGUGAAUCUUUGCCACUGGGAUUAGGAAUGAUAGUGCUUUUCAGGACACUAAGGAAUACUCACUCAAGAAAGUAGCUUGAGCCUGAUAUGCAAAACCCAUGAAGGAAUUUGGAAUCCAUUCUUUACUUGAGAACCACCAGAAUAAGGGAAGAUGGGAUCUCUGGAAUUUAUUCUUAUUUUUUAAGAAUUAUAGGUAGUGGAUGGCAAUCAUUCCAGGGAUGCUCUACAGAGGUUUUAGCAAACCCAGAGUUAAUAGCACUCUGUAUAAAUACAGAAAUUUGUUUUGACUUACAAUUUUAAAUUCUGAAUGAUCCCUUUUAAUGUGUGUAUUGUUGUUCAUUAAGUGAUUAUUAUUUCUGUAUAUCAAGCUUUGUCUUUUAAAUGCUUUCAUAUCACUAUUUCCUACAAGUAAAGAUACCAUCAGCAAUAAAUGAAAACUCACUUGGA